UCCAGGCUAACCAAUCCCAGCUCCCUCUGCCUCGAAGGCUGCUACAAGGUUUGCCAGGAGUCUUCUUUUCUCCAGGCUGCACAGCUCCAACUCCCUCAGCCUGUCCCCUUCCGGAAGAUGCUUCAGCCCUAAUUAUGUUAAUUUCUAUCUCCUGUUCUUCUGCAUAGCACAUGCAGGCAUAUAAACCCCAUUAAAUUCCAAAGUGGGCCACGAGGGGGUUUUCUCAUCAGGUCUGUGGGAAGACAACAACAUCUCCAAGAAGUCUUCCAUCUGGAAAACAGUAUUACUUCCUUUUCUCUAAUUUUUUCCCACCUUUAUUGCUUUCCUUAGGUUUGCAACAAUGGUUAAAGAGGAUAUUCUAAAUGACAAUGAAGACUCUGAACCAACAGUAUAUGACAGAAAUGGGAUGAUUCCCAUGCAUGAGCAAAGCAAGGAGGGACCACCAGCAGAUGCCAAAGGUACUGAUGGGAAUAUACAAACAGAAGAAACUGCUCUCUUGAAUCACUGUGUUCAGCAGCCCCCAGAACCAGCAGUGGGGUCUUCAACACCUGCAAGAACAUGGAGGCACAUAUGUACUUGUCCUCCUCAGGGUUUACUGGCCCAAACAGUAACAAAUGUUGCAAUUGUGGUGCUGGUCUGGGCUGUGGUUUGGUCUAUCACCGGUACUGAGUCUCUCCCAGGUGGAAAUCUCUUUGGAAUACUGUUUCUUUAUUUUUUUGCUGUCAUUGGAGGCAAAAUUUUUGGAUUCAUUAAAAUAGGAACACUGCCUCCUCUCCCUGCUCUUCUGGGGAUGCUACUUGCUGGUUUCCUAAUCCAAAACACUCCAUUCAUUAGUGACAUUGUCCAAAUAAACCUACGCUGGUCUGCAGCACUGAGGAACAUUGCUCUCUCCAUUAUCUUGACCCGAGCAGGACUUGGCCUGGAUCCAAAGGCUCUUAAGAAGCUCAAAGCAGUUUGUUUAAGGCUUUCUUUUGGACCGUGCCUCUCAGAAACAUGUGCAGCUGCUGUUCUUGCUCACUUGUUCAUGGAUUUGCCAUGGCAAUGGGGAUUUAUACUAGGUUUUGUUCUAGGUGCAGUUUCCCCUGCUGUGGUGGUUCCCUCAAUGCUGAUUUUACAAGCUGGAGGAUAUGGGGUGGAGAAAGGUGUCCCAACUUUGCUAAUGGCAGCUGGAAGUAUUGAUGACAUUCUGGCUAUUACAGGCUUCAACACUUGCCUUGGGAUGGCUUUCUCUUCUGGUUCUACUUUGAACAACGUGCUCCGUGGUGUGCUGGAGGUUGCUGUUGGCAUAGCAGCUGGGGCAAUUCUGGGAAUGUUUGUUCGCUAUUUCCCAAGCCACGACCAGGCAUCUCUGGCAUGGAAGAGAUCAUAUUUUGUACUUGGACUGUCCAUGUUUGCUGUUUUUGGCAGCAUCUACUUUGGCUUUCCUGGAUCAGGAGGGCUCUGCACGUUAAUCUUAGCUUUUGUGGCAGGUGUGGGAUGGUCUGAUGAAAAGAGGGAAGUAGAAAAAAUUGUUGCAGUUGCAUGGAAUAUCUUUCAACCUUUCCUUUUUGGUUUAAUUGGAGCAGAAGUAUCAGUCACGUCUCUGAGGCCUGAAACUGUUGGUAAGUGUGUGGCUACACUAGGCAUUGCCCUAGUUGUGCGAAUCACAGCAACAUUCCUGAUGGUGUGUUUUGCUGGUUUUAAUUUCAAGGAGAAAGUAUUCAUCUCAUUGGCAUGGAUUCCCAAAGCCACUGUCCAGGCUGCAAUAGGUUCCCUUGCCCUAGAUACAGCAAGAAGACAUCAGGAUGAGCAACUAGAAAAGUAUGGAAUGGAUGUACUGACAGUAGCUUUCCUGGCCAUCUUGAUCACUGCUCCAAUUGGAGCCCUGGUUAUUGGCUUGGCAGGGCCCAGACUUUUGGAGAAGGUUCAGAUAAGUAGCAAGGAGGAUGAGGAAGGUGCUGAGGUUGGAGAAGAGGCAGAGGCCUGUGAUGCUUCGUAAGACAGACAUCUACAGGAAUGCUGUCCUUACACUUCUGCUGAUUAAACACAGUUUGUCUGUAAUCUUUCUAGAGGGAACCAAAACAAGUGUCAGCCUUGUCUCUGCUAUCUAAAUCAACUCUGGCAGAGCUGUAUAAAAUACUUCUCUGUGUGAAUGGUGCCUUAAAAGAUGAAAGAACUGAACAGACAGUGAAUAAUACGCUGGCCAGGUAGUGAGUCACUGAGAAGUCAGCAGUCAACAGUUACCUGAAAUGGAUGGGUGUAAGGCCAGGAAGAGGAUCAGAAGAAUGGAAUCAUGAGGUGAAAUAUAAAUAGGAAAAAAAAAAAGACUAAAAGUGAAUACCUUCUUGAUUGCUGGAACUGGGCAGUGAGAUGACAAGUGUGACAGCUCAGAGAACGAACGUCUGAAUAAGAGACUGCUGACACACAGUGAACAAGUCCUGCCAUGGGUUGGUGAUCCCCUCUUUCUUCACUAAGGUUCCAGAACUUGUCUUUUUCUGUCACUGCUCUUCCUCACAACUCAUGCACUCCUUUGUGCCUUCAAGGGAUGGUCAGCUCUGGGCACUGGAGGAAACAGCAAGUGCUACUAUUGUGCUGAAAGAGACAGUUGGGUCUAUCACAGACUGUGGUAAUACUGGUGCUGCCGAUACCGAUACAAGAAAGAGAGGAGGAGCUUGAAAACGAGAUGAGGGCUGUGUGGAUACUAUCAGGCCUGAGCUGAAGUCCUGUGGGAUUGGAAUAUCUGCUGCUUCACCUGUGUACCUCAGCCUUUGCACAACCAGAUGUCAAGGGAGAAAAAGCCAGCUCUUUGGCCACUGAGUAGCUAUGUUCUCAUGCUGACCACUGUAGAGCUCUUCGCAGGUUUGUUUGUCAGCAAGGCCAAGAUGGCAAUGAGUUGUCCCUUUGGGGAGCUCAGUGAUAGCAGCAGACCUGUUCUUAAAUCAAGAUUCAUGGAUCAGCUAGGAUCUCCUGCUGCUUUGUUCCAAGCUGAUACUCAUCUAGCUGAGAAAAUGCCAUUAUCAGGUCCUUCUCACAUCUGCAUUUGGAUAACUGCAGAAAAAAAACAACAAUAACAGGUAUUUGCUAAAAAUAUAGCACAUUAGUGCUGAUUUUUCCAGAGGUGGCUGGCUGCAUUGACUGUGGAGAGUGGAGCCUUCUCAGAUUUGCCAUGGUAUUUUUUACCUUUGGCCAAUGCAGAAAAAUAAUACACUUACAAUAAACAACCUUGGAAAUGCAGUGCUGAGAGCAAUAGCACAAAGCAAGAGGAGCCUUGUUCUACCCAGUCUUCAGGAAGGCUGCUGUCCAAAGGAAGGUGUCAUGAGGAAGCAGUGUUUGGAUCACAGAACUAGCACCCUCACCUGUACUCACAGAACUUGUGGGUCUUUCCAGAAACACAACCUGUGUGUGGCUCACAUUGAUUAUCUUGCCAAAAUAUUUCAUCAGAGAAAGAAAAAAGGUUAAAUAUGGUUUUCAUUUUACUGAAUAUAGAUGCCUCCCAGACAGACAGUUGGAAUAUAGUUUGCAUCUGAUUUUCCCAAUACCAGAAGAGUUUCUUUUCUCUUCUCCUUAACUGUCCUAAAGCCAGGAGUAAGCCUCCUCUGUUGACCAAAAUCUUGCUCUUGCCUUUAGCUUUGGUAUCAGUUUGGUAUUGGUGGACACUGGCAACGAUUUCAUACUCUGCUACAUUUUGUACAAGUAAAUAGCUCCAAGUAGGCCAUACCCAGCUCCAUGCUGAGGCAUGGAGUCAGUACAACAUCCUACAAAGCUUGGAAGCUUUGUUAUUUUUCAGUAAGGACAUUAGAUUGUGCCUGUAAUCAAGGUGGACAAUGCCUCCCUACAGAGUUCUACACUACAGUUCACUGAAUUCAUUUUACAGGAUACUGAGUAGAAUAUAUUUCAGAUAUCUAAAUUGUUUUGGCAUUGGUAAGAAUUAAUCAGUUCUACUUUACCUUUUACACUUUCAAUAUGCAACACAAAAAUGUACAAAAAUACCUUUAAAAGGAAAAUGUGAAACUGCAUUCUUUGCUGAGUGCCUGCAUAUGCCUCUGUAUACAGAUGAAGUACAGCUCAGUAUGUAUGACUUUUGUUUAUGUCUUCCUCUCCAAGCCAAAAAGAAAGCUUCCUGAGAGGCAUUUAAGAUUUGUAGCCUAAAAUUCCAGUGCAGGAAUUAAAAAUACCAGGAAAUUCUUUGGUGAGUCUUCUCCUAACAGUUGUCAAGUACAUUGACCUUUUUCCUACUAUACACACUGCUGUUCUCUGCUUCCUUGGGGAAUGUACAAUCUUAAUUUCAUGUUUGUACUCUGACUAGGUGUUUUUAAACUGUACACUGGUGGUUAGGAUGCUGUGCUUGGUGGCUCUCAUGUCAGCCACUGCCAGCUGUGCCUGUUCUGCCUACUUCACGUGGCUAACAGAGGCACUGUUACAUAAGCAGGGGAGGUUUCAUUAGGAGGCUAUCUGUAAAUUGCAAUGUCUGUAAACCAGAUUGUUAAGAGAUCUUAGUGUUCAGUUCAUCAGUGACUGUCUAUAAAAUAAUUCUGUGUCUGUAAAACUUACAGGAGCAGAAGCUUUAUCUACUUACCUUUUUUUCAUAAAGCUUUUUAAAACCUAGAA
Pogoniulus pusillus (Red-fronted tinkerbird) is the source of this 4587-nucleotide messenger RNA. RefSeq names its product solute carrier family 9 member B2 (gene SLC9B2). Gene Ontology annotation, cellular component: membrane. The transcript has 11 exons. The record is from RefSeq and is a predicted model, not a curated record. Gene Ontology annotation, molecular function: antiporter activity. Gene Ontology annotation, biological process: proton transmembrane transport. Lineage: Eukaryota; Metazoa; Chordata; Aves; Piciformes; Lybiidae. Bases 341 to 1978 code for a protein of 545 amino acids.